UCGUAGGUCGCACUUGUGUCUAAACGAAAACUUGAGAUAGAGUUCAAGCCUGGUGACACGGAAGGCUGUGCCGUACGUCGUGUCUCGUGUGGUUUCGUUUCUUCCAGUAUUUUCUCUACUCUCGAUAAAACGUGAUAAAAAAAUGGACACCCUUCGUGAGCAGGUGAUGAUCAAUCAGUUCGUGCUGGCUGCAGGUUGUGCGAGGGAGCAAGCGAAACAAUUGCUGCAGGCGGCACAUUGGCAAUUCGAGACUGCUCUUAGUAUUUUCUUCCAAGAAGCUGCCAUACCUCCGUGCGCGCAAGGACCCGGUACACACUUUGGCCAAAUUACGCCGUGUAAUACGCCUGCCACGCCGCCAAAUUUUCCUGACGCACUUCUAGCGUUUUCCAAAAUGUCCGCGGGUGACAAAACUCCCUCGGGAAUGUCGCCGAACCAAAACGGAUUACAUCAGAACUCGAUGCAGAUGGGAACAACAGCGGCGCAACAUCACGGGGGACGGUGUAGCGUGAACGGGAACGCGCAACAGCAGACUCAAAGUCAACAAUUGGGCCUAGGCGAGCCGCAGAGAUAAAAGAAACUGGCGAUUCGGCGGCCCGUGCGCAAGAUCCCGAGGUCGCACGAUGUGCACGAUGUAAACGAUGUUUAGAAACAGGAGGCAUGGUUUAGAAAAUGAUUGACUGGCUCUCAAGGAUUAUACGCGUUGUGUGUGACAACGAGAGUGAUUAUUAGCUGAGAUUCACGCACUCGUAUCUCCUCAUCCCUAGAAGAAGGACGCAUGAUUUCCUGAAUAUGUGUGUGCGCAUGUCGAGAAAAAUCCAAAUAACUAUUUAAGCGCGCACAUC
Molecule: messenger RNA, 842 nt
Organism: Habropoda laboriosa
Lineage: Eukaryota; Metazoa; Arthropoda; Insecta; Hymenoptera; Apidae
Product: UBA-like domain-containing protein 2
Exons: 4
Coding region: 143-571 (142 amino acids)
Molecular function (GO): protein binding
Source: RefSeq, a predicted model, not a curated record